UUUUACAUUAUUACUUCACAAUAUAAGUUCAAGUAAACCCGUCCCCUUGCACUCAUAAAUAUUCCUAUCUUCUCACAAUCCCAUCUCACACUAUUAUAACCUAAAGACACUACUCAUCCGUACAACAACAAAAUUUCCAUUUUUAAUCAAUCUCAACCUCUUGGAAGAUUUCACCUUCUUCAUAUUAGCUUCUCUUCCUUAACUUUACCUACAUGGAAGAUUUCAUCCUUUCACCUUCUUCAUAUUCAUCUAUGAUUUCACUCCCCCAUGAAAACCCUUCACAACAAACACAAACCCUUCAAAAAAAACUUCAAUUAUUACUACAAACCCAAUCCAACAAUUGGGUCUAUGCCAUUUUUUGGCAAACAACAAAAGAUGAAAAAGGCAACACUUUCUUAUCUUGGGGUGAAGGCCAUUUCCAAGGAACCAAAGAAACAACAACAAUUUCUUCAAACAAACGAAACGACACAGACACUGACACAAGUACAAACGGCGAUGCUGAAUGGUUCUAUGUUAUGUCGUUGACUCGAAAUUUCAGUGUUGGUAAUUCUUCUUCCAUUUCUUUACCCGGUAAAGCUUUUGCUUUAGAUUCCGUUCUUUGGUUAAAUAGCAAACAUGAACUCCAAUUUUAUAAUUGUGAGAGAUCCAAUGAAGCACACAUGCACGGAAUCGAAACCUUAAUUUGUAUUCCGACAACUAAUGGCGUAAUAGAAAUGGGUUCUUAUGAAAAUAUCCAACAAAAUUGGAACCUAGUACAUCAAGCUAAAUCUAUGUUCCAAUCAACAUCUUCAGAAUCAAACUCAAAAUUAGAUCUCAUCUCCACCACCCCACUUGACAAAAACCAAACUUUCGACCAAAACAUUUCACUCUCCGACAUGGGUCUCGUCUCAUGUGCCAGAGGCACCGGAGACGAAACCAAGGAGACACAAAAAAUUAUGAAUAAAAAAUUGCAACCAAAGCAUAACAUUGAUGUUUCAUCAUGUUAUGUUGAUUCUGAACAUUCUGAUUCAGAAUAUUGUCCACAAUUAGAAACACCAAAAAGUGAUUAUGUUGAUGAGAAAAGAGAAUUGAAGAAGAGAGGAAGAAAACCAUUAACAGGAACAACUCAAACACCAAUGAACCAUGUAGAAGCAGAGAGGCAAAGGAGAGAGAAACUGAACCAUAGAUUCUAUGCUUUAAGAGCUGUGGUUCCAAAUGUUUCAAGAAUGGAUAAAGCUUCUUUGUUAUCAGAUGCAGUGGAUUACAUCAACGAGUUAAAAUCAAAGAUUAAAGAUUUAGAAUCUGAGAAAAAAAGGGAAUCUAAAAAAGUGAAGAUGGAAACUAUGGAUAAUCAAAGUACAAUGACAACUUCAACUGUUGUGGAUCAAAAAAGACCUAAUAGUGUUAAUGCUUUGGAUAUUGAUGUGAAGAUUAUUGGAAAUGAUGCUAUGAUUAGAGUUCAAUCAGAGAAUGUUAAUCAUCCUGGUGUUAGAUUAAUGAGUGCAUUGAGGAAUUUGGAUUUUCAGGUACAUCAUGCUAAUAUAUCUUGUGUUAAUCAUGUUAUGCUUCAAGAUGUUGUUGUUGUUCAAAUUCCCAAAGAGAUGAGAAAUGAAGUAUCUCUUAAAUCUGCAAUUCUCAUGAGAUUAGAUGAUCCGGAGUGAAAAAAUUUAUCCAACUUUUAAGCUAUACGUGUUUAAUACUGCUAAAAUAAAACUUGUGUCAUCUCAUUUAAAUGUGGUUUUUAUGUAUUGUGUUUAUGUCUUAUGUCUAUAAUGCUUAACAUUUUUUUCUUAUGUCUAUAAGGUUCGAACCUGAUCCCUCUAUAUUAUAUGCAAUAUCUCCGUCAACUGAGUUAUACUCACGAAGACAAUUGUUUAGUUUUUUUUAGCCCUUUCUUUUUAUAUGUAAAAUAAAUAAAGUAGUGUGCUCGACGGUAGAAGGAGGGUUAUUUAACCUCCAAUCAUGUAAUUGUACUAUAUCAUUGAUGAUUGGAUCAGUUAUGCUAUUUUCUUUGUCA
Molecule: messenger RNA, 1996 nt
Organism: Trifolium pratense (red clover)
Lineage: Eukaryota; Viridiplantae; Streptophyta; Magnoliopsida; Fabales; Fabaceae
Product: transcription factor MYC1
Exons: 1
Coding region: 213-1640 (475 amino acids)
Biological process (GO): regulation of DNA-templated transcription
Cellular component (GO): nucleus
Molecular function (GO): transcription cis-regulatory region binding; DNA-binding transcription factor activity; protein dimerization activity
Source: RefSeq, a predicted model, not a curated record